Molecule: messenger RNA, 556 nt
Organism: Gilbertella persicaria
Lineage: Eukaryota; Fungi; Mucoromycota; Mucoromycetes; Mucorales; Choanephoraceae
Product: multi protein bridging factor 1-domain-containing protein
Exons: 3
Coding region: 36-479 (147 amino acids)
Cellular component (GO): nucleus
Molecular function (GO): DNA binding
Source: RefSeq, a predicted model, not a curated record
UUUUUUUUUCUUUUUUAUUAUUAUAGAAAACAAAAAUGUCUGACUGGGACCAAACAACUAUUCUUCGUAAGCGUGACCCUGCAAAGGCCAAGGUCACUCGUUCUGAUUCUGAAAUUAACGCUGCCAGAAGAGCUGGUGCUUCUAUUGUGACAGACAGAAAGAGCACUUUGACCAACUCUAGUCACGCCAACACUGACCAUCGUCGUAUCGCAAAGAUUGACCGUGAAAACGAAGUGGCUCCUCCUCCUCGUGUCGACGUAUCUGUUGGUAAGGCCAUUCAAAAGGGUCGCCAAGACAAGGGUAUCACUCAAAAGGACUUGGCUCAACUCAUCAAUGAAAAGCCUCAAGUUGUCAAUGAAUAUGAAUCUGGUAAGGCUAUUCCUAACCAAAAUGUGCUUGGUAAGAUGGAACGUGCUCUUGGUAUCAAAUUAAGAGGAAAGAAUAUCGGUGAACCAUUGACUUUUGGCAAGAAGAAGUAAAGAAAAAACCCCCUUCCAUCAUUGUAAUAUAAAAAAAUAUCUAUAUAUAUAAAUUGUAGUAUUAUGCAAAGAUCUAA